AUGACGACCAACGGCGAGCAGCAGAAUAAGCAGGACGUGAUCAACACCGACAUCAUCACCCUCACCCGAUUCCUCACAGAAGAGCAGUCGAAACACAAGGAGGCAACCGGCGACUUCACACUUCUUUGCCACGCCCUCCAAUUCGCAUUCAAGAGCAUCGCCUACUACAUUCGAAGAGCAUCGUUGGUCAACCUCACGGGUCUAGCUGGUCAGUCUAAUGCCACUGGUGACGAUCAGAAGAAGCUCGACGUAAUCGGCGAUGAGCUCUUCAUAUCUGCCAUGCGAUCCUGCGGUCGUGUGCGCGUCCUUGUCUCCGAAGAGCAGGAGGAGCUGAUCACAUUUAACGAGUUCCCCGAAGCUCGCUACGCCGUAGCAUGCGACCCCAUCGACGGCUCUUCCAACCUCGACGCCGGUGUUUCGGUCGGCACUAUCUUCGCUGUUUACAAGCUGGCCGAGGACGCAAAGGGCACAAAGGAGGACCUUUUGAAGCCUGGUACCGAGAUGGUCGCUUCAGGAUUCACCAUGUACGGCGCCUCUGCACAGCUCGUCAUCACAAUGAAGGGUGGCAACGUCAACGGCUUCACACUCGACACCGCAUUUGGCGAAUUCAUCCUCACACAUCCCGACAUGCAGAUUCCCAAGAAGCGUGCCAUCUACUCGGUCAACGAGGGUAACUCGCUCUACUGGGAAGACCCCGUCAAGGAGUACGUCAACAGCUUGAAGUACCCCCAGGAGGAGGGUGGCAAGCCAUACAGUGCGCGUUACAUCGGUUCUAUGGUCGCUGAUGCGUACCGGACACUGCUGUACGGCGGUAUCUUCGCGUACCCUGCUGAUAAGAAGAGCCCCAAGGGCAAGCUGCGUAUCUUGUACGAGUGCGCGCCCAUGGCUAUGGUCUUUGAGAACGCUGGCGGCAUGGCUAUCAACAGUAAGAUGGAGCGCAUGCUCGAAGUUGUGCCCGAGCACAUCCACGACCGAUCGGGUAUCUUCAUGGGCUCGGAACAAGAGGUACAGAAGGUCAUCGACACACACAAGAAGUUCCAGAAAUAG
This is a messenger RNA of Didymella exigua CBS 183.55, 1047 nucleotides long. RefSeq names its product inositol phosphatase. Gene Ontology annotation, cellular component: cytosol; cytoplasm. NCBI's taxonomy places the organism in Eukaryota, Fungi, Ascomycota, Dothideomycetes, Pleosporales, Didymellaceae. The record is from RefSeq and is a predicted model, not a curated record. The transcript is spliced from 4 exons. The coding region runs from base 1 to 1047 and encodes 348 amino acids. Gene Ontology annotation, biological process: fructose 1,6-bisphosphate metabolic process; sucrose biosynthetic process; gluconeogenesis. Gene Ontology annotation, molecular function: fructose 1,6-bisphosphate 1-phosphatase activity.